CAUGCGCACGGAGUAGCCAAGUGCAGAGUUGUGUGUCUGCCUGUGAGCUCGUGUCGAACUUGCUUUCUUCAAUAGCUCUACACCACACACACGUGUAACCGGUGGUCACGUGUACACGCACGCGUGUACACGUGUGGCCGUAUGUAUACCUGCUUGCUCCAUAUGUGCAACCGUGCAUGGUACCGACCUUCAGUGGAGCGAGCCUAGCGAGUGAUUCGCACAGAGACUCCUCGACUCGCCUUGUCUGCCAACCGCGUUCCACAUGGAUGGUUUCCGUCUCUUACUCCCUUCUCGCAAGACGGUCGUUCAUGCGAAGCGGCUGACUGCUGCUGCAGGAGGUGCCGUGAAGCGACGUUCACCCGCUUGAUGUGCCAUCCACCGUCGCUACGGUCCUUGUUCUAAAAAAAAAACCAUCUCGUUGCUGACGGCGGUCACUCCUGGUGGUUUGAAGCUGGAGCACGGCCUCGGAUAUGGAUUACGUCCGUGCUGUGCUACUCGCCGCUGUGGGAGCCGCAUUCAUGUUCGGUUGGACCCAGGUCGCUUCUCCAUCGGGCAUCUUCGAGUUGCAAAUCGGCACCUUCAGAAGCCCCCGCGGCGAGCUGCUCAGCGGCGAGUGUUGCGACGGCGAGAGAGACAAAGGCGGCCGAGCGUGCGCGGAGCAAUGCGACACAUUCUUCACGGUGUGCGUCCGUCAGUAUCAGGCUGCCUCCUCGCCCGGCCGUCCCACUCCGUGCGUCAUGGGGAACGCCUCGACCCCGGUGAUCGGAGGAAACAACUUUGACCUCAAUAGUCUCAGCGGUCCCAACAUCGGACGCGUGAGCAUCCCCUUCAGGUUCGCGUGGCCGAGGGCGAUCACCCUGAUAUUGGAGGCCUGGGAUCAGGACAACGGCACUUCUGGGGGUCAGCUGAUCGCGCGUGCCACCUACUCGGGGCUGCUGCUGCCCACGGAGCUCUGGCACACGGAGUUGCACUCGGGCCCACGCGCACAGCUUGAGUACCGCGUGCGCGCCCUCUGCGACCCGCACUACUACAGCGCCAACUGCACGCGCCUCUGCAAGCCCCGCAACGACUACUUCGGCCACUACUCGUGCGACGGGCUCGGCGGGAAGGUGUGCAUCGAGGGCUGGGCCGGACCCGACUGCAAGAAAGCGAUAUGCCGGCAGGGAUGCAGCGCACAGCACGGCGCCUGUGAAGUGCCCGGGGAGUGCAAGUGCCAGUACGGCUGGCAGGGCUCCCUGUGCGACCACUGCGUGCCGCACCCGGGUUGCGUGCACGGCAGCUGCUCGAAGCCCUGGGAGUGCCACUGCCAGACCAACUGGGGAGGCCUCCUCUGUGACAAAGACUUGAACUACUGCGGGCGGCACCAGCCAUGCCAGCACGGCGGCACGUGCUCCAACACGCAGCCCGACAGCUACGAAUGCGCGUGUCCCGACGGAUUCUCCGGCUCCGAGUGCCAAAUCGUGGAGCGCGCCUGCCUCUCCGAUCCAUGCCUCAACGGCGGCACCUGCGCCGAGACGGACGCUGCGUUUGAGUGCGCGUGCCCGGCGGGCUGGAGUGGCAAGACGUGCGCGCAAGACGAGGACGAGUGCGAGCAGAGCCCCUGUGCCCACGGUGGGGAGUGCGCAAAUCAGCCGGGCGGAUUCAUCUGCAGCUGCCCUCCCCAGUGGACCGGACGCACGUGCCUCGUCGACGCCGACGAGUGUGAAGACAACCCGUGCAAGGGCAACGCCAAAUUCUGCAAGAACCUGUUUGGCGGCUAUUAUUGCGAGUGCCUGCCCGGCUGGACGGGCCACGACUGUGACGUCGGUGUCGACGAUUGCCAAGGACGGUGCUUAAACGGCGGCACGUGCACGGUGGAAGCGGAGAGGGGAUCGCGGUGUUCGUGCCGGCCCGGCUACACGGGGCGCCGCUGCGAGAAACCCAUCGACGGGCCUGAGAACUGCACAGCGGCCGUGGCGAACAGAACGGCGGGGGGUCCGGCGGCAGUGCCGGCGGUGGCCGUCGGAGACUCCUGUUGGAACGGAGGCUCGUGCGUGUGGCAGGCUGGCGCUCUCCGCUGCGUCUGUCCCGCCGGCUGGGAGGGGGAGCUUUGUGAGCGCGCUGUGAGCCGCUGCGACCCGAACCCCUGCCAGAACGGCGGGCAGUGCCGCGACCUCGCUGGGGACUUCUCGUGCCAGUGCGAGGCCGAGUGGACGGGCAGCACCUGUGGUUCCAGUGCGAACGACUGCGCUUCCCGCCCGUGCCACAACGGCGGCACGUGCGUCGAUGGAGGGGACUGGUACCUCUGCGAGUGCGCUCCGGGAUUCUCGGGGCCCGACUGCCGCAUAAACGUGAACGAGUGUCAGUCGUCCCCGUGCCCGCGCGGGGCCUCCUGCGUCGAUGAGAUUAAUGGCUACAGGUGCGUGUGUCCUCCGGGACAGCCCGACUCCAGCUGCCACCGACCCGCCAUGGAGUUGCCCAGGCCAUGCUGGCCUCACGGGGAGUUCCGCGCGCAUGGCUCCACGUGGUCCGAUGGGUGCAACACCUGCCAGUGCGUCGACGGUUGGGGCAACUGCACCAAGGUGUGGUGCGGCAGGAGCUCGUGCUCUCUCUUCGCGGUGGCCGACCCCGGCUGCCCUCCGGCCCACACGUGUCGGCCGGCGCGGCGCCGGCACGGCUGCCUGGUGGGGCCGUGCCGAGAGGGGGCCGGCGAGUGCGUGGGGCCGCCGCUGCCGCCGCCGCCCGCCGACUGCCGCCCCGUCCCGCCGCCGGAUGGGGUGGCCGAGCGGCCGGGUUGCGUGCGACUCACGCUGCGUGUGGAUCGCACCCGACUGCCUGCGGGCACAACGGUGGAGCACAUCUGUGCGGACCUUAGGCUCCUGCCGGGCGUGCGGGACUUCUCCUGGGUCUACUCGCUCUUCGUGCUCUGCGAGCGACCCGAAGGGCGCGAAGACGCGGUCGUCGUCGCGAUAUCCACAGACCUCUCGGCAGGGUCCCAGGGGGACGCGGCGGUGUGGGGAGCGGCCACGUUGCUCGCCGAAGCCGCGCGGCGGAGGAGUGGGGAGCGCAUGGCAGCCGUCUCGGACGUGGAGCUCAACUCCAAACGGCCAGACCACGUGUUGUUGGCCGUCGUGGCUUCGCUGCUGCUCGUGCUGCUCGCCACAGCCGUGCUGCUCUGCGUCUGGUGCCUCCGUCGGCGGCAGCGGCGGCGACAGCGGCGGCGGCGGAAGAGGAAGGACGCCGACGACGAAGACGACGAGGAGCCGGUGGCAGCGCCGGACGGAGCAGGCCGCCGAAACAACGCCGGCGCUCCGGUCGCCGGCGGGCAGCCGCCGGCCAAGAUCCAGAACCCCAUCGUGCGGCACCCGCACGCGGCCCCGCCCGCACGCGCCGUCAGCAACAAGGAGCUGGAGAUGAAGCUCAAGUGCAGGACUCACAACUCCGAGCUGGAGCAGGUGGAGAUCGACAAGCUGCGGAGGCCGGCGGGCAAAGCGGACGCGGAGAGCGGCGACGGGAACGGCCUCGCCGCGGCCCAAGCGGAGUGCGAGCCGCUGAGGCCCAACGUGCAGCCGUGCGGCCAACCCCAGAUCCUGCAGGUGACCGUAUGAUGCCCAGCGGGCGGGCGGACUCGAUGAAAGCUAAAACUCACUGAAAACAAUUAAAACGCUGUUGUGAUCUUUCCCUCCGCGGUUAUUAUUUUUUUUUAAACGUGCAGCAGUAUUUUUUUUUACGUUGGUCGUUUGUUGUUUUUGUUGCGAGGGAUUAUAAAAUCAUGCCAAAAGUUGUUGCGCGCUCGAGUGUAGGGGAAUUCAAAUCGAGGGAUUGUUAUCGAAAGUGGUUGUAUCGCGAUGCAGGGACAACGCCUGUGAGCUGAAGCGAGCGUGGCCGGGGCUUGGAGAUGUGCGGAGUUCACCGCAGGGCACAGCGCAGCGAGCGUGCCCGAAUUUUGAAACGAGAAAAAAACAUAAUCAAUCAGCUGUGCAGUUUAGUUUUUUUUUAUAUAUAUUCAGCAGAAGCGGUUUGAAUAAAAUUCACACUUUGCACUUUUUGCUCUCUCAUGGUGUAAGCGGACAAGCACCUACAGGCCGUGCUACUUGCCCGGUCGCGUUUUCAGGGCUUUCACUCCUUGUCCACAAAGCCUCGCGCGCCCUCGCGGCCAGCGUCCCGUGGGAGACGGAGGUGCUGUGCCUUGUUUGCGCGGUCGUUAUAAAACAGGCGGGAGUUUUCCCUCGGCAGUAACAAGAACACAUACUCUCUGAUUCUUUCGGUAAAGUCACGUAGAUAGAAAAAAUCACGAAAGAACACGACGUUUCGGUCGCAACACAAGCGUCCGUCAUCAGGACGCUUGUGUUGCCGAGGGAAAACUCCGUCAUCCGGACGCUUGUGUUGCCGAGGGAAAACUCCGUCAUCCGGACACUUGUGUUGCGACCGAAACGUCGUGUUCUUUUAUUAUUUUUUCUUCUACCUACGUGACUUUACCGAAAGAACCAGAGAGUAUAGAUUCCUGCAGUCACGAAAGCUUCAAAUCAACAAGAACACACCCCGAGCGUCGACAAAUUAUUGUGUGCAAUUGCAUUGCCAGUGGUUGCACAGCUGCGAAUAAAAAAAAAUUACCCAUUCGCCAAUAACAAUUUGGCCUUGAAAGUCAAAAUAUGUAAUGGGCAAUACUUCGGGAAAUGGUCCUUUUUCAUAGCACAUAGAGGCCAGAGAGUUCGAGUCAGGCCCUCUCCCCAAUUUAUCUGCUGGCCUCUCUGUUAACGUGAUGGGCCAUUCCCCCGAAACGUCGGCCUUUGUUUAAGCGCAAAUUCGGCCUCACAGCCGACCCGAACACGGGGUCCGCAUCGCUCUUCCACGCUCCUCACCGCCCCCUCCCCCCUGCCCCCACCGUAACGUCGCGACUGCACCGGAGAGCCACUUGCCUCAGAGUGAGUGGCUCCCUUUCGCAAAGUGAGCCACUCGACCCGGUGACAGCUGGCCGUGCGGCCCAGGUCGCAGCUCGCAGUAAGGCCACUGUGGGUCCCGAGGCUGAGCCAACUUGUGCAGUUCGCGAAGCAGUCGGGCUCAGCGUUGAGAGUUCAUGGGAACACGGCCAGAGAAGGAGGGAGAGAGAGAGAGCGAGAGAGUGGUUUUGGAGUGAAAUAUGGGAAUUGUGACUCGUGAAGGGCUUGCAGUACUGCUGUGCUCCUUAAACGUUGAUGCAGUGAGGCGUCACAAUCUGAACACCGGACCGUUCCCCGUCAGGUGACCUCCAGCUGAUAUUGUCUUAAAGACAAAAAAGCGGAGGAUUCACAUCUCGACGGCGCGGCCGAAAUGCAAGCACAUCGUGGCGCCCAAACGAUUUGGCCCUGCUGUUCGUGCAGAGACGAAGGGCGCUGCGGCAAAAGUCUGGCGCCAACGAUACGCAAAUCUUCUAUAUCAAUGAGUGGCCUUCCCCUGGACACUGCUGUGGCUUCUGCCUACGAGCCGAGUACAUGCGAUAGUGGAGCACGUCCUCCGGUUAGCCCAGGGGUCGGCAACCAAAAUAACAAGAACAGGCAUUUAUUUAGAAAUCGGUAAAAAAAAAACUCUUAUGUCAAGAGCCACGUGAAUAACGUCACGAAGCAGUGCUUCAAGAGACGCCUGAUGCUCCGGAGCCUCAGAUUGCCCACCCCUUGGGUGAGUCCAACACCUCUGCUCAUUUGUUGCCACGUCAGCCUUCCCUUCGCUGGCUACGCUGCCGACUUGGCAGCUAGUGCCCCGCGGAAAACUCAAAAGGGCCUUUGGAAACCGCAGGCAGACUUUAACGUUCAAGAGCUCAUUCAUCUUAGGAGCUUGUGGAACUUUGGCAACAGUCACGUGCGCACACUGGAUUUGGCGUUAAGAUCCGAUAUUUAAACAAUCGUUAUUGUAUUGAUUUUUUUGUUAUUGUUAUUGUGUAUGGCUGGGUGGUGUUGUGAAUAGUGUUUGACGCACAAUCGGAAGGUCGCAAGUUCACAUCCUGGAUUGACCGAGCUAAUCAUCCCCUCCCCCCCAGGAGUAUAUAAAAUUAGUACCACUAGGUGGGAAGUCGAUGGUGAUUGUCCCAGACAGAAAGGCUGGCUCUUGCCAUAGACAUGUAGAAUUUCCACGACUUGGCUCAAAGCCACCAAUGGAGAUGAGCAUUGCCCAGUUCACGCUUGAGCCGGGGAGACGCUUUCAAUCGACCUUCUGCACCGUCAUUAUGAACAUUAAGGUUCGUUUUUUUUUUAAUAACUCUUAACGUCAAUAAAGAUCCGGGCACAUCCGUGGAAUUUCCAUUUUCCCAUUUUAACGGACCGUCACCCGAUUGCCAAGUGCUUCUGAGCAAUAAAACGCUGCUACGAGAGCACUGAGGGCAGUGCUCGCUGGAAAUUCUUCAUCAACACACACUUUGCAUUAAAUUCUGUUUUCAUUGGCCCGUGCAGAGCCCCAACACUCUAUGCCAAUGCUGGAUCCAGCUGCCCGUGGCAAAUGCGUUGCCAAUAACAAUUCCUGAUAGCACGUAAAUGAACGUUACCCCUCGGCUCCCCCCCCCCCCCCCCGCGAAUAUUCACAUCCGAAUAUUUUUGCCCCUCUUGUUUUUUUAGUUCCAAAGUAAUUACUCUCUUUCUCUCUGUGCCUAUGCAUCUAUACCCGUGCAUUUUCAACUACAGCCUUAAAUUUAACACCACUUUCCACCCUUAACUCGUGAAACAGUUUGCUUUCAGUCGCUGUACUUUUUCACACCAUUCGUUUGGUCCCGACUUUGUCCUCGACAAAGUAGUGCCAAACCUUAAAAUAGUGCCUAACCCGAAAGUAGUGCCUAACCAUAACACAUCGCUACCCCCCCCCCCCCCCCCCCCCGGGAGGAAUUGAGAUUUGUUUACUCUGGAAACACUUUCGCGAAAACUGCCCCCCCCCCCACCAAUGGUGUCGUUGCUUCUCCACGCGAGCGAUGAUUUUCCAUGGAGAGCGGAGACGUGGACGCAAACCACCGAGUGGCACCUCCACGAGAAGGCCUCUCGCGUUGGCACAGCGCGCGCCUCCUCUUCCUCCUCCUCCACGGCCGUUGCUCGCGCUUUCGUUUUUGCUGCCGCUGUAAACGUGCAACAUUUCGUGGGUUGGUUCGAUCGUCGUUGGCACCGAUCGCUUCCGGCGAACGGAGGAGCAGGAAAAGAGAGGCGGAGAAAAUUAGAAACGUUUUGGUGAGUUCCCCGCUGCAGGUUUUUUUUUCGAUCGUGCCGCAGAGCUCUCCGAUGCGAUUUUGUCUGUUGCGCGUGAUUUCCACGCGCCUGGGAGCUUCUUCAGUUCCUCGAAGAGGCUCCCAGCGCGUUAAGCGAAACGUCGGAUGUCGUACCGAGCAGCGAGCGGCACAAGCCGCGAAAAGAACCGACACGCAGUUGCACCGCGCGCGGUUCGGCACCAGUGUCCGACGUUUCACUUCGCGCACCGCUGGCAGCUUCUCCAGCCCCUUCGGUUUCCGAAGCAGUGCUCAGCGCGCAGCACGAAACGUCGGACGUCAUGCCCAAAAGCAAAAAAAACACGCGAUACAACCCAAAAAAGAACACAUCGGAGAGUUCGUGAAAAUCUUUCCGACGCGCAGAGCGACACGGGAGCCACUACGGACUUUGCUCCCUCGGAUCCGUGCGGUGCGCGGAAUUUUAAACAUUCGCUGCAGAUCAAUACCGCCGGCUUCCGACGGAGAUCACACACACGGCUCUGGUCGUAGCUCACCUUGUAACGGAUUGCGAAAUUUCUGAUACUUUGCGAUACACGUGCAUUCCUAUUUUAUAAAAAGACUUAUUUAUUGCAGGUGUACAUUGCUUUAGUGGAAUGUGGAGUUGGCCUUUUUUUGUCACUGUACAGGUCUUUUUUGUAAUACCACGAUGAUUAUAGCCGUGAAACACGCGUUGUCUCAAUAAAGAUUUUGUUUUUCUUAUCAUCAA
Lethenteron reissneri (Far Eastern brook lamprey) is the source of this 7901-nucleotide messenger RNA. RefSeq names its product protein jagged-1a-like. The record is from RefSeq and is a predicted model, not a curated record. Lineage: Eukaryota; Metazoa; Chordata; Hyperoartia; Petromyzontiformes; Petromyzontidae. Gene Ontology annotation, cellular component: membrane. Gene Ontology annotation, molecular function: calcium ion binding; protein binding. Gene Ontology annotation, biological process: multicellular organism development; Notch signaling pathway; cell communication.